Chenopodium quinoa (quinoa) is the source of this 2915-nucleotide messenger RNA. Its product is annotated as ATPase family AAA domain-containing protein 3-like. Gene Ontology annotation, cellular component: mitochondrion. The record is from RefSeq and is a predicted model, not a curated record. The transcript is spliced from 8 exons. Gene Ontology annotation, biological process: mitochondrion organization. NCBI's taxonomy places the organism in Eukaryota, Viridiplantae, Streptophyta, Magnoliopsida, Caryophyllales, Amaranthaceae. Bases 586 to 2517 code for a protein of 643 amino acids. Gene Ontology annotation, molecular function: ATP hydrolysis activity; zinc ion binding; ATP binding.
UUAACAAAAUGGUAUUAGUUGAUGCAAUUGGAUUGUUGCGUUAACAUAUAUUCCCUUUAUCCUUUAAUUUUUGCCCCAUUUAAUUUAUCGUGAUUUUAAAGAUGCGUGUUAAUUAAAACACAUACACUUUCAAGAGUACAAGUUCCAACUUCCAAGUUUCAAACAACAAUGAUAGAUUGAUAGUGUCUUGUACUUGUGCCACUUCUACUUUAUAGCCCAAGCCCAUAACAAGAAAUACACAGAACAAAAACAAAAACAAAAAAAAAAAGGAAGAAAACCGAAUAUCUACCGGUUUAAUACCGAAAAACCGGUUCAGUAUAAAUAAAACCCCCCCCCAGAAAAAAAAAAAACACAAUCUCAAACAUUCCAAACCGCCAUGUCUCAAACCCUACCAAAACCCUGAAAAUUAUCUCACAUUUUCUCUCUCCAAAUUCAUCUUUCUUGCUAAUCAAGCCAAUUUCUUCUUCCCCAAAUUAAAACCCACCCAUUUCAAUUCAAUUCAACCCCAUUUCAAUUCAAUCAUUUCUAACCCUAGAAAAUCAAAACUGCUGAAAAUUAAGCUGAAGAAGAAGAAGAGGUUCAACAAUGGCGGUUGCGAAAGUAUGCGCAACAGGGAUAAUGACAGCAAUUGCUGCUGCUGUAGGUUCCAAUAACACUUACGCUGAACCUCGUUUGAACUUCCCUCCUUUCUCUUCUCCUUCUCCGCCGCCCUCCGCCGGAAACUCGCCGAAUCAGCUUCCACAACCUGGGAAUGCUCCGCCGCAAGCGCCGCCGUCUGACGAGCCGGAGAAGCCAAGGAAGCCGAGAAAUGAUAACCCCAGAACUUCUUCUACUGGGUUCGAUCCCGAGGCGUUGGAACGAGGUGUUGCUGCUUUGAAACGGAUUGAGAAGUCUAAAGAUGCUAAAACGGUGAUUGGGAUAAUAAAGGAGCAGGAAGAAACGAAGAGGAAAGAGAUUGAAAUGAAGACGCAAGAGCUUAAGGCAAUGGCAAAUCAAGCUGAGUUAGAAAAGCAGAAAGUGAUGUAUGGAGAACAGCAGAAAUUGAAUAAGCAAACGGCAGAAAUUAAAUCGCAGUUGGCAAAAUAUGAAGAUUCAUUGAAAAAGAAACGUAGUGAUGAAGAGCAUGAGAAACAAAGAGCUAGAAAUCGGGAGCUUGUGGAGAUGCAAGGGGAGAUGGCUAGAAGAGUAGAAGCUGCUAGGAGACAAACAGAAGAGCAGAUACAGGCACAACGUAUCAAAACUGAAAAAGAGAAGGCAGAAAUAGAGCGGGAAACCCUUAGAGUAAAGUCAAUGGCAGAAGCAGAAGGGAGAGCUCAUGAAGCCAAGUUGUUGGAAGAGGUUAAUUUACGUUUGUUUGGGGAACGUGCAAAAAAAGAGACAGAGAAAUGGGUUUCAGCUAUAAACACCACUUUUGAUCAUAUUGGAGGAGGAUUCCGAGCUAUAUUGACAGAUCAAAAUAAGCUUAUUGUUGCUGUUGGCGGGGUUACUGCUCUCGCUGCUGGCAUAUACACCACAAGAGAAGGAGCUAAAGUAGUAUGGAGUUAUGUAGACAGGAUACUGGGACAGCCAUCAUUAAUCAGAGAAUCCUCUAGAGGAAAAUAUCCCUGGUCUGGUGUUGUUCCCCGUCUCAUGAGCACACUCCGUUCUACUGGAGGAAACGUUUCCAAGAAUGGAAAUGGUUUUGGAGAUGUUAUUUUACACCCUUCUCUCCAGAAGAGAAUCCAGCAGCUAGCUUCUGCAACUGCAAACACAAAAGCUCAUCAAGCACCAUUCCGUAAUAUGCUUUUCUAUGGCCCUCCAGGAACAGGGAAAACAAUGGCUGCACGAGAGCUGGCUCGUAAAUCUGGAUUGGACUACGCAUUGAUGACUGGUGGAGAUGUUGCCCCGCUAGGGGCACAAGCUGUUACGAAGAUACACCAGCUGUUUGACUGGGCAAAGAAGUCUAAUAGGGGUCUAUUGUUAUUUAUUGAUGAAGCUGAUGCUUUCCUUUGCGAACGAAACAAAAUGUACAUGAGUGAAGCUCAAAGGAGUGCACUCAAUGCACUCCUGUUUCGAACAGGUGAUCAGUCCAAGGACAUAGUCCUAGCUCUUGCCACAAACCGACCCGGAGAUCUUGAUUCAGCAGUGGGUGAUCGUAUUGAUGAAGUUCUCGAAUUCCCAUUACCUGGAGAGGAUGAAAGAUUUAAGUUGCUAAAACUCUAUCUUGACAAGUAUAUAGCACAAGCUGGAUCAAGAAAACCUGGGUUGUUUUCACAGUUGUUUCAGAAGCAGCAGCAAAAGAUAGAAAUUACAGGAUUGACUGAUGACUUGCUCAGAGAGGCUGCAGCUAAGACUGAGGGAUUCUCAGGAAGAGAGAUAGCAAAGCUAAUGGCUGGAGUUCAAGCAGCUGUUUAUGGCAGUGAAAAUUGCAUCCUUGAUCCUCAAUUGUUCCGUGAGGUUGUAGAUUACAAGGUCGCAGAACACCAACAAAGAAAGAAAUUGGCUGGGACUGAAGAAAGUAACUCGAUGAAAUCGUAGAUGACUUAUAUAGGCAAAGCACAUUAUCUUUUAUUGCUGAGAUUAUUGCUAUUAUUUUGUUGGCGCUGUGAAGACGGAUAGGUUAAGCACAGGAAUUUUUUUUCAUCAUCCACAUUGAUGUUGGUCAUAAUUUUGCCCCUAUUUGUGGGAAAUUUUGGCAUAUUUAACAUCACAGUGUAGAAAUAUGAAGUUCAACGUGGCUCCAGAGGUUUAUUUUUUCUGAUGUAUCUGACAAAUGACAUGGUGCUUGUUAACACUUUGUACAAUAAAAUCAUUAUAGAAAAUUUUGAUUCAGAUACAAUUUUGACAUCAAAUGAAUAAAUUGGUUCUAAAAUCUCAAUUUAAUACAUUUUUGGAUCCCAAUUAUUUUUUAAGGUUCUGUACAAGUUAACUGGAUC